UAUUAAUAUGGUAACGAUAUUGUCGGGUUAAAUGUUAGCAUAUAGACAUUAAUAUUAUUAGUGUUAAAUAAAGUAAAUAUGUAGGGGAGAGAAGGGGUAAAACGGGGUACUUAAGAACAUACAAAAUUUUCGAAGACUCAAAUUUGCUCAAUCUUUUUUUUUUUAAUGAUAUUCAAAGUCUUGGAGAAAAUAAAAAAAAAAUAAAUUUAAUUAAAGUGAUACAAGAACAAGUGGUAAAAUAAUAAAAAUAAUUAUUGUUAGUAAUGACGACAGUAUAUUCAGCUGAUGAAGUUGCAAGUCAUGAUAAUGAAAAAGAUCUAUGGAUGAUAAUCCACGGUGGAGUUUAUAAUCUGACUAAAUUUUUGCAAGAGCAUCCUGGAGGUGAGGAAGUUCUGCUAAAUCUCGCUGGGCAAGAUGGCACUGAGUGCUUUGACGAAAUGGGACACACAGCAGAAGCUGUGCAGUUAAGAGAGACAUUAAAAAUAGGAGUUGUUGCCGAAGGUGGUACCGGAGUAUCAAAAUCAUCAAUCGGGUCAAGUAAAAACUCACCGACUGUUGAUGAUGAUGAUUGGGAAUAUCAAGAACCAAAAAAAGAGUCAUCUACUACAGCUUAUAUUUUCAUUGGUAUACUCGUACUUGUUUAUGCACUUAUAUAUAAAUAUAUUUUAUAAAUACUUAUUACUAUUAAAUUUACUCAUGAAUUUUUUAAAAUAAUAAAUAUUCAGUUUCAUUAUAUGUUAUAUUGUUAUAAAUAAUAUAUAUGUAUACAUAUUUAUGUUUUGUGGAAAAUAUUGUGGAUAUUGAA
This is a messenger RNA of Microplitis demolitor, 805 nucleotides long. Its product is annotated as cytochrome b5-like. The record is from RefSeq and is a predicted model, not a curated record. Bases 264 to 671 code for a protein of 135 amino acids. Gene Ontology annotation, cellular component: membrane; intracellular membrane-bounded organelle. Lineage: Eukaryota; Metazoa; Arthropoda; Insecta; Hymenoptera; Braconidae. The transcript is spliced from 2 exons. Gene Ontology annotation, molecular function: heme binding.